UGCCGUAGCACUUAUGCAGGCUUCAAGGCAACACAAGCUCCUCUUGGACAGAUACAAUCCCUUGGUAGACCUGACAGCGGAAGAGAGGAUUCAUGCCACCGCUCGGCGAGUAGGCCUCGACAUGCCUGUAACCCACCAGGCCGAAUAGAUGUUUUACUCCAGGACAAACAAGGCAAAACAAAUAAAAUCUUUUUGACUCGAAUGAGCCUCAAAAUCGGCCACCGAUUCCUCAGAAUGUCUGCUACAUCUACCAAAGUGCUCAAAUGCGACUCUGCUUCCAUUAACUUCGAUUCUGCAUCACAAGAGCCUACAAUAACUUCUCCAGAUACAUUGGCUUCUCUUCAAAUAGCCGCCCGCCAUCUCCAUGACCUCCAGCCUGUCGCGUUUCCUACGGAAACCGUGUACGGUCUCGGUGCUCUCGCCUUGAAUCCGACCGCAGCGUCCCGUAUAUUCACUAUGAAAGGCCGUCCAUCAGAUAACCCUCUUAUCGUGCAUGUAUCUUCGUUAAAGAUGCUCCGUUCAAUCAUUCCCUCCAACUUCAUACUUCCAGCGACAUAUCAAAUUCUCAUGAGACGUUUUUGGCCUGGAGCAUUAACCCUUCUUUUCCCCAGUGAUCCUAAUAUUGUUCCUUCUAUAAUCACAGCAAAUCAUCCUACAGUUGCAAUACGAAUGCCUUCACAUCCCGUCGCUAGAGCCUUAAUAGCUGUUGCCGAUGUACCAUUGGCAGCACCCAGUGCAAAUAGCUCAGGGAAGCCCAGUCCGACGCGCUCUGAACAUGUCUUACGCGACCACGAUGGCAGGCUUGGUAUCAUCCUGGACGGAGGGCCUUGCGAAGUGGGAGUGGAAAGCACAGUCAUAGAUGGUCUACAACCCGAUGGCAAUAUUCGUGUGCUCCGACCAGGUGGUGUCACUGUUGAAGACAUGUCACGAGUCCUACAGCAAGAAUUGGAUGGCACAGAAUGUAUACCACAAGUGUUGGUAUAUCGGCGUGACUAUGCAGACCAGGAAUUAGAACAAGCACCAACUACUCCGGGCAUGAAAUACAGGCACUACUCUCCGUCAGUUCCGGUGACAUUACUCUUCACGCAUUCCCCCGCCCCAGCGGGAGAAAGAAGCUACACUGCUUCGGAAUAUCUAGCGACGCUGUCGCCUCAUAGUGAACCUAUUAAGGUUGGACUAUUAACACCGCCUGAUUCCGUCCUCGGAUCAUUUGCAUUACCCGAUGGAAUAGAAUGGCGUCGGUUUUUCCUGGGACCUAUCAGCAGCCCUGCGGUCACAGCUCAAAGGCUGUUCGAUGGUUUGCUAACAUUAGAGGAGGAAGGCGUGGACCUAAUACUCAUAGAGGAAAUAGAGGAGUGCAAAGAAGGCCUAGCUGUAAUGAAUCGUGUCAGGAAAGCUGCCAGCGAAUUCAAAUACUUGACCGUUUAGAGGUCUGAUAUGUUAAGGUGACAUCUCUCCUUUGAGAGAGGGCGUCGAAGAAGGCAGCUGUAGACUCAGGUAGAUAUACCUGUACUCACUUUUAGAAUGCACCCCUUUGCCAUGCUAGUUCAAGCCAAGCCGAUUCAAUCCUCAUGUUCUUUAAUCGACGCUUCCUAUAUCCUGCGGUGCUGCGGCGCACGCCGCAAAACGCGUGUACGCGCUUUUUGCCGGCUUCCUUUG
Molecule: messenger RNA, 1659 nt
Organism: Guyanagaster necrorhizus
Lineage: Eukaryota; Fungi; Basidiomycota; Agaricomycetes; Agaricales; Physalacriaceae
Product: translation factor
Exons: 3
Coding region: 202-1428 (408 amino acids)
Biological process (GO): regulation of translational fidelity
Cellular component (GO): cytoplasm
Molecular function (GO): double-stranded RNA binding; tRNA binding; nucleotidyltransferase activity
Source: RefSeq, a predicted model, not a curated record